GAGGGUGGGGGGCCGGGGUGGGGUGGGGCAGGAUGCUGGAUGGUCAGCUCUUCUCCGAGGGGCCCGACAGCCCCCAGGAGCUGCAGGAUGAGGAGUCUGGCAGCUGCCUCUGGGUGCAGAAAUCCAAGCUGCUGGUGAUCGAAGUGAAGACUAUUUCCUGUCAUUAUAGUCGCCGCGGCGCUCCUCGACAGCCCAUGGACUUCCAAGCCAGGCCCUGGGCCCGGGGGCCCCUGCGCAGCACGUGUGGGCCGCGCCUGGGAUCCCCCGAGUCGCCGCCUCGCCGGCCCUGGGCCUCCAGGGUGCUGCAGGAGGCGACCAACUGGCGGGCGGGGCCCCCGGCCGAGGCUCGAGCGCGGGAGCAGGAGAAAAGGAAAGCCGCGUCGCAGGAGCGGGAGGCCAAGGAGACCGAGAGAAAGCGGCGCAAGGCUGGUGGGGCCCGAAGGAGCCCCCCCAGUCGGCCCCGCCCGGACCCCCAGGGCGCGCCUCGGGGGGCCCAGCCCGCAGGGCUCCCCGCUCCCUCCCGGCGGGAGCGCCCGGGGCCCAUGGGACGCCCGCCCCGUCCAGCCGCGCAGCUGCCGGGCGACCCGGGGACGGCGUGGGCGGGGCCCUGGGGAGGUCGCCGGCCAGGACCCCCCAGCUACGAGGCCCACUUGCUGCUGCGGGGCGCGGCCGCGACGGCCCCGCGCCACCGUUGGGACCGGCCGCCCCCCUACGUGGCUCCUCCUUCUUACGAAGGCCCGCACCGGACCUUAGGGACCAAACGCGGCCCCGAGCCGUCGCGAGCGCCCGUGGCGUCAGCCCCUGCUCCGACCCCGACUCGGGCCGGGACCGAGGGCGGGAGCACGAAGAAGAGGCUGGAUCCUCGGAUCUACCGCGACGUCCUCGGCGCCUGGGGUCUCCGACAGGGGCGGGGUCUCUUGGGGGGUGCCCCGGGCUCCGGACUGGUCAGGCCGAGGGUGCACCCUGGCGGGGGAGCCUCGGAGAAGAGUCCGGGGCUGGGCGCCACGGGUCCGAGCAGCGGCGGCGAUGCCCACCACCCCGCGCCGGCUGCGGGUCGUCCCGCCGCGGAGACCGCGCCCGCGGGGUCUGCAACCGCGACUCCCAGCCGCCCGCGCCCUGCCCCCAGGGCCAGGCCCCAGCUCAGAGGGCCCGGGGAAGGGAAAGAAGGCGGAGAGCAGAGCUGGCCGCCCAAAUGCUGGCCGCCCUCCAGUAAGAAGCCGCCGCCCCGACAGAGCCAGACCCUCCCCAGGCCCUGGGCUCCCGGAGGCACGGGAUGGGGAGAGUUCCUGGGGCAGAGGGAGGGAGCGGGCCCCGAGGCCCCGGAGGGUUGGAAGGCGACCCGCCGCGCCCACACCCUGCCCCGCCGGUCCCGGGGUCCCGCCGGCGGAGACGGCGUCUUUGUGAUUGACGCCACGCGCGUGGUGAUCCGGUCCCAGUACGUGCCCACCCCUCGAGCCCAGCAGGUGCGGCUUUUACCCGCGGCGGGGCCGCGCGUGGAGGGCGAUGCCCCCAGCGAGGAGGGUGGCCCCCCGAGCCAGCCCACGCCCAAGCAGGAGGAGCGCGAGUGGCCCGAGCCCUUGCCUUCCCCUUGCCAGAAGCUGCUGCGGAGCAGCCGCCGCGCACAGCGGCCGGGUGGGGAGCGCGAGUUCGACGCUACGGGCGGGACGCCGGGGGACUCCUCGGAGGAGGAGGAGGAGGAGGAGGCGCGCGGCUCGCGCAUCCCGGGGCUCCCGGCCGGCGAAGCCAGCCCGCAGGAAGCCCCCGCGCCGCCGGGCAGCCCAGGGCGUUCGGCUCUCGGCCCGGCGGCGCCGGGCAACGCGAGGCAGGCCGAGGGCGCGGGGGAGGCGGCGGCGGCGAUCCCGCGCCGCGCCGGCCGUGGCUGGCCGCGGAGCCCCGGGCCCUACGCGGGCGCCCUGCGGGAAGCCGUGUCCCGCAUCCGCCGCCACACCGCCCCGGACUCGGACUCGGACGAGGCUGCGGAGCUCAGCGCGCACAGCGGCUCGUCCGAGGGGAGCGACACGGAGGCCUCGGGCGCCUCCUGGCGACAGGAGCGCCCCCCGCCCAAGCCUGGGCACCCCCCGCAGCCCAGGGACGGAGGCAAGGCCGAGGAGCUGAGCGACCACCUGCGAGGCAUCCUAGGUGCCAUCGGCCGAACCGAGGACGGCCUCGUCGGGGCGAGGAACGUUAAGGGGACACCACAGGGAAAGAGGGAGUGGCAGUGACA
Molecule: messenger RNA, 2224 nt
Organism: Sorex fumeus (smoky shrew)
Lineage: Eukaryota; Metazoa; Chordata; Mammalia; Eulipotyphla; Soricidae
Gene: DDN
Product: dendrin
Exons: 2
Coding region: 33-2222 (729 amino acids)
Source: RefSeq, a predicted model, not a curated record